UCAACCUUCUGCUUUCUGGAGGGGCACCUUCAACCAGCUCCGCGGUGCACUGGCAGCGGCUUCCCAAGUUGUAAAGACUAAGUGGAGAUAACACAUUCACACAGACACAAUGUCCUUCCUGACUGUCAGCCGGUUAGCACCUAAACUACUCAAUUCAAAGAAUGCCACCUACUUCCUUGUGGCUGCCAGAAAUGCCAGCGCAUCAACAACAAAUCUGAAGGAUGUUCUGGCAGACCUCAUCCCUAAAGAACAGACCAGGAUCAAGAACUUUAAGCAACAGUAUGGCAAAACCAACAUAGGACAGAUUACUGUUGACAUGGUCUAUGGAGGUAUGAGGGGGAUGAAGGGUCUGGUGUACGAGACCUCUGUGUUGGAUCCUGAUGAGGGCAUCCGUUUCCGGGGCUACAGCAUUCCAGAGUGUCAGAAGUUGCUGCCCAAAGCUCCAGGAGGUGAGGAGCCGCUGCCUGAGGGCCUCUUCUGGCUGCUCGUCACAGGACAGGUGCCCACUGAGGAGCAGGUGAACUGGGUGUCCAAAGAGUGGGCGAAGAGAGCAGCACUUCCCUCUCACGUUGUCACCAUGUUGGAUAAUUUCCCCACAAACCUUCACCCCAUGUCUCAGUUCAGCGCUGCCGUCACAGCCCUGAACAGUGAGAGCAGCUUCGCACGGGCUUACUCCGAGGGUGUCCACAAGACCAAGUACUGGGAGUUUGUCUAUGAAGACUCCAUGGACUUGAUUGCCAAGCUGCCCUGCAUUGCUGCCAAGAUCUACCGCAACCUGUAUCGCGAAGGCAGCAGCAUCGGAGCCAUCGACUCAAACCUGGACUGGUCCCACAAUUUCACCAACAUGCUGGGCUACAGCGAUGCCCAGUUCACUGAGCUCAUGAGGCUCUACCUCACCAUCCACAGUGACCAUGAAGGAGGCAAUGUCAGCGCCCACACCAGCCACUUGGUGGGAAGCGCCCUGUCUGACCCUUACCUGUCCUUCAGCGCUGCCAUGAAUGGACUGGCUGGUCCUCUGCACGGUCUGGCCAAUCAGGAGGUGCUGGUGUGGCUGACUGCCCUGCAGAAGGAGCUUGGCGGAGAGGUGUCUGAUGAGAGGAUGAGGGAUUACAUCUGGAACACACUCAAGUCUGGAAGGGUUGUGCCAGGAUAUGGCCAUGCUGUCCUGAGGAAGACUGACCCACGUUACACCUGCCAGCGUGAAUUUGCCCUGAAGCACCUGCCCAACGACCCCAUGUUCAAGAUGGUUGCCCAGCUUUACAAGAUUGUGCCCAACGUGCUCCUGGAGCAGGGCAAGGCCAAGAACCCCUGGCCCAAUGUGGACGCCCACAGCGGAGUGCUGCUGCAGUACUAUGGAAUGACUGAGAUGAAUUACUACACUGUGCUGUUCGGCGUGUCCCGAGCCCUUGGCGUGCUGGCUCAGCUUGUGUGGAGUAGAGCCCUGGGCUUCCCCUUGGAGCGCCCCAAGUCCAUGAGCACAGAUGGACUGAUGACACUGGUGGGAGCCAAGUCAGGCUGAAGAACCACCUGAGAAGAUCCGGGGGUUAGUGUGAAGGGUGGGAGGAGGUGGAAACAUCAAAACAAAGCAGACGUGUGUUGACCCCCUGUCAUUUUCCAACCCCAGGGAUUCAAUGGGAUUCAAAGAGACAGUACGCUUUUAAUGUCAUUUCACAAAAGAAGGGCCUUUUUAAAUCGUCACAUCAUUAGUGUUUGAGUGCAUCUGAGUUUUCCCAUCAGGUCUCCGCAUUCGGAACAUGAGAGGUGAAAACAUCAGAGGCACAUACAUGUAAUCCAUAGUAGGCUCAAACUAUGUACCGUAAUAAGUCUGCUAGCAUCGCUAAGAUUUUCCCCUGUGCAGUGCCUGCGUGUUUGUCAUUGGGCACUGGGUCUGAACUAUGAAUAGGCAGUGGCAUUCAAAGGGAAUUGUGGGAGUGAAUAACCCUUCCAUUGUGUUCAUUUAAAGAUCUAAAGUUAAAUAACUGACUCACAAUUUGCUUCUUUUGGCUAAUGCGGUGAUUUGUUUUAGAGUAUAUCCCCAAGCAAAAGACCUUUUUCCCCCCAAAUUAAGACUAGUUUCUUCUAUGCAAUGUUCACAGACGACAUCCCACCCAGUCUAUCCAUGCGUUUCACUCCCAUUCAUGAACACUCCAGUUUAGAAUAAAGGUCCUAACAAGCUGUUCGAGAUAAACAUCCAAAGUCAUGAAAAUCAGUUAAAAGAUACUGCCCCUUUAAAUCUUUGGUCCCUCCUUUUUCUCCAACUUGUAGUUUUUUUUCUUUUUAAUGAUGACCUGCGUUACCUCUAUGAUCAAAAUAACUCUUGUCUAGGUAUUAUUAUCCUUCGUACACAUCCUGUUUUUAAAGGGUCUCCGCUCAAAUGGUCUUCUGAAUGGUAGAGAAUCAAGAAAAAUGUACAGUUACAGUAAUAACAAAGAUUUGAGCAAAGGGUGUUGUAAUUGGCAGCCUGUGGUAAAUCCUUAAGAGCAAGCUUGAAUAAAAAGUGGGAUGAGGGGGCUUUGUAAUGUGAAAGUCCUGUCUUAUUUGAGUGUGUGUUUGUUACUUAAAUCCCCACAGGAGAGCGCUUUAAACAUCAACUACUCCAAAAUGAGCACUUGCUUGAUUGGAUUCCCUAAUUAGUAGUGGUAGAAACCCCACAGGUUGAUUGUGUCCCUUUUACAGAGUUUUUGUUGGUGUUGAAAAUGUGUAAAAACUAUAAUCUUUGGGUUCUCAUUUUGUGGUUUUAUUUAUACUUUGUGUACAUAGGUAUAUAUAUGUAUAGCUUGAAUGUAUGAGCUCUGUGCGAUCACUUGCUUGUAAUAACCACAAUGAUUACCAUAGUUUACCAACAGUGUAGUGGUGUCCAGUCUCACUGUCACGUUCAGUCUCACUGGUCACUGUAAGAUUCUGAUAACGAACAAAGACUGCAGCUAUGUUGUAUAUACACGAUUUCUUGCCUGGCUCUGUGGGCUUAGCCGGUGCUGUUUUUCAGGUGUUUCACUUGAAUGUUUCAAGCUUGCUCUUAAGUUCUGGGUUUGUCAACACUCCAUUUUUGUGUACGCAUCUUUUUCGUCUUUUUUUUUUUUUUUUUUUUCCUCAAAGUAGUCUUGCCGUGUUAGUAGUCCACGCAGAUGUUCGAUUCUCCCCCGCUCUGCUUCCAUCUUCCUUCUGGCUUCAUCAGGCGUGUUUUAUGUUUUAUUGUAGUGUUUUUCAUUGUGGCAGGCUGGUGAGGAGACGUGGUUAUUUUGAUCGUAGAGGAGCAUCGAGGUUGUACAUGGUAACUGGGAGAAUUCAUUGCAGAUGGAUUCAUCAGAGAAACACUUGGGGGACGGGGCUGGAUGGGUCAAAAGGGCAAGAAAAGCUUGAAGAGCAAAUAUGGGAAAACCUAACAAAAAAAAAGAAAAUAAAGGUUUUUAUUAACUUG
This is a messenger RNA of Epinephelus moara (kelp grouper), 3418 nucleotides long. It is a transcript of the gene cs, whose product is annotated as citrate synthase. Gene Ontology annotation, biological process: citrate metabolic process; tricarboxylic acid cycle; carbohydrate metabolic process. The transcript has 11 exons. Gene Ontology annotation, cellular component: mitochondrial matrix. The coding region runs from base 110 to 1519 and encodes 469 amino acids. The record is from RefSeq and is a predicted model, not a curated record. NCBI's taxonomy places the organism in Eukaryota, Metazoa, Chordata, Actinopteri, Perciformes, Serranidae.